AUGAUCCAUCCUCUUCUGUCAGCCCCUUCAAACGCCUUUGAGGCCCCCAUUUCUAUGGACAUAGCGACAUUGGAGCCCGAACCAGAGUUCGGUGACGUACUUGCAUCCAUUGUAAGGGGUGGAGAUGGACAGAAAACGUUUGUGUCAAAACAAUUUCUAGCGCAAGGUGGCAGAGUAACAGAUGGAGUUUUAGUUGUGGAACUCAAUUCAACGUACCAUUGGAAAUCUGUUCCGGAAACCAGCUUUACUAUUGGAAUUGUAGUUCCUGUGGGCGAUAGGGACGUUGAACUAGCAGAACAAACAAGAACUUCGAGUUGUCUACCGUGGUGCGGUACCGGGCAGUCAGCGGUUGGCAGUUGUUCCUUCAUGGAAUACUAUUGCGCUCUCCGAUAUUACGAAUCACUCUUCUUUAAAAGGGUAUAUGAGGACCCUUCUGCAGACUGCGGGCUUCAGGUUUGGAUAUUGUACUACCAAGUCUUAAAACAAGCAGAGAAAUGCUCAACUACCGGUAACCAUACAAAAAGCCUGCACGCGGCCGAUAUAAAGGAGGUCCAGUCGCUAUACUGCAGUGGGUUGGACUUGGAGAGACCUCUGAUGUUAUCCCUCUCUCCGUGUUCCAACAAGCAUAAGCAGGAACUUGUUGACGGGUGCAUUACUGACUUCGCGACAACCUUUUCCAGUGACUUUUCACAGUUAUCUCUGUGCAGGAAACGUGACGAAGCCAAACAGUGUAUCAGAUACGCGUGUCGUACCUACUGCAAUCGCUCAGAUGUGGCUGAUGGUAUCCUAGAAAAGGUCAUCGGUUACUUCGAUCCCUUUUGUGACGGGGACAAGGAUCCAAAGGCGGAGGAAACCGAUCAGUGUGCGAAUUACGCCAAACCUCCUGAUGAUGAAGGUUGCCCCCGUCCCAGUGAGAGUAAGAGUGCAGCAGGGGAGAAAAAUGGCGUCGUUCCCUAUUUGUUUCAUGUCGUGCUUUUCAUAACACCAAAUUUGUGCCUAAACAAUCUUGUGACAAUCUGAAGAGACGAGCGUGGCCUAGUGGUUAAGAAGUUAAACUUUUAAUCCGGAGGUCCCAGGUUCGAAUCAUCCCCCUUCCAUUAGAUGGAUUUGAGUUUGGUAAUCCCAAAUUCAACUGCUCCACAAUUUUAUAUACCGUAAACUUCCGAAAGU
Messenger RNA from Orbicella faveolata, 1170 nucleotides. RefSeq lists its product as uncharacterized. Lineage: Eukaryota; Metazoa; Cnidaria; Anthozoa; Scleractinia; Merulinidae. The record is from RefSeq and is a predicted model, not a curated record.